AUGGCCGUUAAUCCUCCACCAAACCGCAGGCCCGACGACACAGAAAGGAGCUCAAACACAGCCCGUCUGUACCAGCGUUGUUGCUUUCCUUGGGUGAAUCUGUGCACCCCAUUCACUGAGCGCCUGCCUCUUCUCCCUAUAGACGUAUCUGUGAGCCUGUUGUCCCUGCUGGUGACCACCUGUGGUUUGGCUCUGUUCACCGUCUCCCUCUUUGUCUCAUGGAAGCUGUGCUGGGUCCCGCUGAGCGGCCGCUUCCUCCCAGAUGUCCUCAAGGGGGCGCACUUCUUGGGAGGGGACCAGCAACCUGUCCUCACAGAGGUAGAUGGAGAGGAGAGAGAGUACAGCGAGGACGGCUGUGUGAAGGAGCCCUCGGGCCCCACGGCCGUGGCCGUGCCGGAGUCCGGCCUGAAGAUCAGCCACACCUCGCCCGACAUCCCGCUGGAGGCCCAGACUAAGGUGGAGAAGAACCAGGUUCACACUCUGGCCCGAGACAGGGUCCAGAGACAGAUCACCGAGCCCACGUCGUCCGUGAGGCACAACUCCAUCCGUCGUCAGAUGAACCUGUCGAAUCCCGACUUCAAUCCUGCCCAGUUCCAGCGCCAAGACUCCCUCUCCGGUCUGGGCCGGAUCAAGCCGGAGCUGUACAAGCAGAGGUCGGUGGACGCGGAAGAUGGCCGCCGGACAGACAGCUGCGGGCGUCUCCACUUCAUCCUGAAGUUUGACUUUGACCUGGAGCAGCUGAUCGUGAAGAUCCACAAGGCCCAGGACCUUCCCGCCAAGGACUUCUCAGGUACCUCCGACCCUUACGUCAAGAUCUACCUGCUGCCCGACCGCAAGACCAAGCACCAGACCAAGGUGCACCGCAAGACUCUCAACCCGGUGUUCGACGAGGUCUUCCUCUUCCCCGUGGCCUACGGCGAGCUGUCCGGCCGAAAGCUGCACUUCAGCGUCUAUGACUUUGACAGGUUCUCCCGCCACGAUUUGAUCGGCCAGGUGGUGGUCGACAACUUCCUGGACCUGGCCGACUUCCCCCGGGAAACAAGACUGUGCCGGGAUAUCCAAUACUUCUGGGAGGCAGAGACAUAG
Messenger RNA from Menidia menidia (Atlantic silverside), 1086 nucleotides. NCBI's taxonomy places the organism in Eukaryota, Metazoa, Chordata, Actinopteri, Atheriniformes, Atherinopsidae. The record is from the annotation of a GenBank genome assembly.